Messenger RNA from Sycon ciliatum, 1050 nucleotides. RefSeq lists its product as uncharacterized. The coding region runs from base 1 to 1050 and encodes 349 amino acids. NCBI's taxonomy places the organism in Eukaryota, Metazoa, Porifera, Calcarea, Leucosolenida, Sycettidae. The transcript has a single exon. The record is from RefSeq and is a predicted model, not a curated record.
AUGUCGAAGGCAUUCGACACUGUUUCCAGGGCCAAGCUUUUGACAGUAAUGGAACCCAUUGUCGGCGAAGACAACAUCCGACUCAUCCGCGUGCUUCUAUGCAACACUACCCUACGCAUUCGCUUAGGCACCGAUAUGUCAUCGCUCUUCAACACCAACGUGGGAACACCACAAGGUGAUGCACUAUCACCAGUUCUCUUUGUUGUAUAUCUAGAGUCAGCUCUUCGUGAUUUCAGAGCCGCAGCACCUCCCCGUCCACUACAGGACCAACACCUACCGCCAGAAGUGAUCUACGCAGAUGAUACCGACUUCAUAAGUAGUUCGAGGCAGUGGCUGACGGAUAUCGAACCCAUUGCAGCGGAGGUACUGGGUGAAUGGUAUUUACGCGUCAACCAUGACAAGACAGAGAGGACAACAUUUCCCCGGGAGAAGGUCCGUAUAGCAGAAGAUUGGCGCUCGACAAGAAAGCUGGGCUCUCUCAUCGGCGACGAACAAGAUGUGAUCCGGAGAAAGCAGCUGGCAUCAGCAGCAUAUCAGUCCAUGUUCUCUCUCUGGCGUCGCAGCAAACAGGUCAGCGAGCGGGUUCGGCUCCGCCUGUACACUGCCCUGAUCGUCCCAAUUUUGCUGUACAACUGUGGCACUUGGGGCUUGACAGCAGCAACUGAGGAGAGGCUCGAUUCCUUCCACAGAAGGCAGCUGAGGUCCCUGAUUGGCGUCCGUUGGCCACAGUGCAUCUCCAACAUCAACGUAUACUCCCGCUGUGGUGCGGAACCAAUCAGCGCAACGGUCAAGCGUGCCCGAUGGAGACUGAUGGGCCAUGUCCUGCGGCUUCCUGGUGAUACCCCGGCAGUGAUGGCAAUGAAGGCAUACUUUGUAUGUCGAGAAGGGUCGUUCCGAGGGCGACCAAGAACAACGUUGGUCACAACCCUGUCCAAGGACUUGGAGAAGAAGAACAUGGGCAAAUUAAAGACAGCAGCGGACCUAGACAGCCUUCGAUCUACCGCAGCUAGUCGCGAGGAGUGGAGAGACUUUUGCCGUGCUCUAUAUUGA